This is a messenger RNA of Lampris incognitus (smalleye Pacific opah), 1968 nucleotides long. RefSeq names its product eomesodermin homolog a (gene eomesa). Gene Ontology annotation, cellular component: nucleus. Gene Ontology annotation, biological process: positive regulation of DNA-templated transcription; CD8-positive, alpha-beta T cell differentiation involved in immune response; endodermal cell fate specification. Lineage: Eukaryota; Metazoa; Chordata; Actinopteri; Lampriformes; Lampridae. The record is from RefSeq and is a predicted model, not a curated record. The transcript is spliced from 6 exons. Gene Ontology annotation, molecular function: RNA polymerase II cis-regulatory region sequence-specific DNA binding; DNA-binding transcription factor activity, RNA polymerase II-specific. Bases 1 to 1968 code for a protein of 655 amino acids.
AUGCAGUUAGAGAGCAUCCUUCCUAGCGCCAGCAUCAACUUGCCUAAGACGUUUUAUAACCUCUCGUCGUCAGACAGCGCCAACAACAGCCCGGGGCCGUCGCAGAUUGAAUAUCAAGAGGUCGACCUUGCGGAGUCCGAGUCCGGCAGCGCUCCUAAGAAAUACCUGGGCGGAGUGGGAGAUGAUCUUAUGAUGGGGGAAGGAGAGGGAGACUCUUUCACUGGGACUAAAACGGCCCCGGACGGGAGAAAGGACUCGCCGGUUCUCGGUGAGGACGACCUGACAAGUGGCCGGCGGUACAGCAUAGACGAGCUGGGCUCUGACAGAUAUUUCAUCUCGUCGUCCCAGGCCACAGGCGACAUGGCGAGCCCGUGCUCCCUCUUUCCUUACGCGGGACAGGCCGGUUCGGUUUACAGCGGCUCCAACGGGUCCAGAUAUUCUGCCCCGCUCCAUUACGGAUCUGUCCUGCCCCCCACAGGCUUCUCCACCUCCGUGUGCACCAGCCGGAGCCAGUUCGGCAGCGGAGGGUACCAGUUCGGCCAAGGUCCAGGCUGCCUCUACCCGUCCUAUCCCGGGACCGGGUCGACUAUUGGCUCCAUGUCUCUUCCGGGGUCUGCUGCGGGGGCCCGGGCUCAGGUUUAUCUGUGCAACCGGCCCCUGUGGCUCAAGUUUCACCGGCACCAAACGGAGAUGAUCAUCACCAAGCAGGGCAGGCGGAUGUUCCCGUUUCUCAGUUUCAACAUCACCGGCCUCAACCUGACAGCCCACUACAACGUGUUCGUGGAGGUGGUGCUGGCGGAUCCGAAUCACUGGCGGUUUCAAGGAGGGAAGUGGGUCACAUGUGGGAAAGCUGACAACAACAUGCAAGGCAACAAAAUGUAUGUUCAUCCUGAGUCUCCAAACACCGGUGCCCACUGGAUGAGACAGGAGAUCUCUUUUGGCAAACUCAAGCUGACGAACAACAAAGGGGCCAACAACAACAACACACAGAUGAUUGUCCUGCAGUCUCUGCACAAAUACCAGCCCCGGCUGCACAUUGUGGAGGUGACGGAGGACGGGGUGGAGGACAUGAGUAACGAGGCCAAGACCCAAACCUUCACCUUCCCAGAGAACCAGUUCAUCGCCGUCACGGCUUACCAGAACACAGACAUCACACAGCUGAAGAUAGAUCACAACCCGUUUGCAAAAGGCUUCAGGGAUAAUUAUGACUCGAUGUACACAGCCCCAGAGAGUGACCGGCUAACCCCUUCCCCGACAGACUCCCCGCGCUCCCACCAGAUUGUCCCCGGGGCCCGCUAUGCCAUGCAGCCUUUCUUUCAGGACCAGUUCGUCAACAACUUGCCUCAGAACCGCUUCUAUGCCAGUGAGCGGGCUGUCCCCCAGACCAACAGCCUCCUGUCUCCACAGUGCGAGGACGCCGGCACGGCCGCCGCCUCCGCCCAGCGCUGGUUUGUCACGCCGGUCCAGCAGGCGGCCUCCAACAAGCUGGACCUGCCGUACGAAAACGACUACUCCACCAGCAGCCUACUGUCAUACGGCAUCAAGCCCCUGCCACUGCAGACCUCCCACGCCCUUGGCUACUACCCCGACUCGGCCUUCGCGUCCAUGGCCGCUGGCUGGGGCACCAGGAGCACUUACCAGCGCAAGAUGCCUACAGGCCUGCCUUGGUCGCCCCGACCCAGCCCCCCGGCCUUCCCGGAGGACCAGCUGGGUGCCACUAAGGACAAGCUGCCUGAGGAGAGCACCCCACUACCGUCCACCUGGAUCGAAACGUCCCAUUCUCUGAAAUCCGUGGACUCUACUGACUCCGGCGUGUACUCCAUGGUCUGCAAGAGGCGCAGGAUGUCCCCCGGGGGGUCGAGCACGGACAACUCCCCGACCAUCAAGUGUGAGGACUUGACCACUGAGGAGUACAACAAGGACAACCCUAAAGGCAUGGGUUAUUAUGCAUUCUAUACAAGCCCCUAG